AGAAAAACCCUCGAAUUCGAAAAUUUUGCGGCGAGAUUGAUAAAUGACUAGUUAAGAUUGAACUUUGAUUUCUGGGUUUGCGAUGGAGAGAUCUAGAUCGAAGAGAAACUACCACUAUGACCAAGACUAUGAUGGAGAUUCUAUGCCCAGGUCUAAACCUCGCUACAACAAUAAUUACCACUUUGGUGGCGGCGGUGGAGGAGGAAAUAACCGAUACCGUGGCGGCGGUGGUGGUGGUGGUGGAAAUGGCCGGCCAUCGAAGUCUCACCCUGAAACGAUGGCAACGACGACUUAUCGAAUCCUCUGUCAUGACGCUAAAGCAGGAGGCGUCAUUGGUAAAUCCGGAACAAUCAUCAAAUCGAUUAGGCAGCACACCGGCGCGUGGAUUAACGUGCAUGAGCUAGUUCCUGGAGACGUAGAGCGUAUCAUUGAGAUUUCUGACAAUCGUAGGCGUGACCCUGAUGGGAGAAUGCCGUCUUUCUCUCCUGCUCAAGAGGCUUUGUUUAAUGUUCAUGACAGGAUUUUGGAGAGUGAACCUCAGUUUGGGUAUGGUGGAGCUCAGCCGGAAGAGGAGGAGGAUUACGGUGGAGUUAGACCUGGUGGAGGGAGAGUUGUGACGAGAUUAGUGGUUUCUAGGAUGCAUGUUGGUUGUUUGUUGGGUAAAGGUGGGAAGAUUAUUGAGCAGAUGAGGAUUGAAACUAAGACUCAUAUUCGGAUUUUGCCGAGAGAAAGUAAUUUACCUCGUUGUGUUUCACUCUCUGAAGAGAUUGUUCAGAUUGUAGGUGAACUUAGUGCAGUGAAAAACGCUUUACUCAUUGUAUCAUCGCGUCUAAGGGAGAGUCAACAUCGUGAUCGGAGUAAUUUCCAAGGGCGUUCACAUUCACCAGAGCGGCAGUUUGCAGCUGCUGGGGAUGAUUACAUCCCACAGAGAAGACAAUCAUCAGAUAGGUUUCCUCGUGGUAAUUAUAGAAAUAACAACUUCAGUUCUCGCCAAUCCAACUAUGCUGAAGAAGCUCCAGCAGUUCCAGUUGGUGAGAAUGUCUACACCGAAGAGCUUGUGUUCCAGAUUCUCUGCCCAGCUGACAAGAUUGUUCGGGUUGUUGGGGAAUCGCAAGGCAUAUUAGAUUUGCUUCAAAAUGAGAUUGGCGUGGACGUGAGAGUAUCUGACCCAGUUACUGGAUCUGAUGAACAGAUAAUCACCAUUUCAUCGGAAGAGGCUCCUGAUGAUCCAUUUUUCCCUGCUCAAGAAGCCUUGUUGCACAUUCAAACUCAGAUCAUAGAUCUUCUUCCGGAUAAAGAUAAUUUAAUAACAACGAGAUUACUUGUCUCAUCUAGAGACUCCGUAUGUUUGGAAGGGAAAGCAGGAUCAGUAUCUGAGAUAUCACGAUUAACUGGAACAAGCGUACAAAUUCUAGCUAGGGAAGAAAUUCCCCGAUGUGCUUCUAUCAAUGAUGUUGUUAUACAGAUUACUGGCGAUAUCAGAGCAGCUCGGGAUGCACUUGUUGAAUUAACGUUACUAUUGAGGAGUCAUAUGUUCAAGGAGCUCUCUCAAAAGGAGACACCACCAGCUUCCACAUCCACAACUGGCCCUCUUGAAGGUGUUGCAGGAGUAAUGGAGGUAGCUUCAUCAAAUAACACAAUUCCAUCCCGUGAAGGUCUUACUGGUUCGAAUCUGAACUUGCAGCAAGCUAGCACAAUCUUGCCACAGUUUAAGGAAGGCUUUGGAUCAGUUGCAAAGGCGGGUGAAAGUGAACACCGGGAGGAGGUUCCUGUCACGACAAGCAGAAUGGCAGUGCCACUUGUUACUAGAAGCACUCUUGAAGUUGUCUUACCAGAGGCAGUUGUUCCUAAGCUUGUUACGAAAUCAAGAAACAAGCUUGCACAAAUCAGUGAGUGGUCUGGAGCUAGUGUAACCUUAGUUGAAGACCGACCAGAAGAAACACAGAAUAUCAUUCGAAUAUCGGGUACACCAGAGCAAGCAGAGAGAGCACAGAGCUUGCUUCAAGGCUUCAUAUUGAGCAUACAAGAAGAUGGACCGUGAACUUGGACCAGAUCACCGGUCAACACAGAGUAGAAGAUCAAGAAACUGAGAAAUGUGGAGUUAUGUAUGAAUUGUUGAAUAUUAGGAUUUAAGUGGGCAGUGUGAGCAGUAGUAGUUUUAGAUGAACAUUCUACAUUUUGACCAUCACUCUUUGGUUUCUACUUUCUAUGUUGUCUAUUAGUCUUCUUUGUUUACAUUGUUCUGUAACUUAUAAAAGUUUAAUCCGAAA
Arabidopsis arenosa is the source of this 2270-nucleotide messenger RNA. NCBI's taxonomy places the organism in Eukaryota, Viridiplantae, Streptophyta, Magnoliopsida, Brassicales, Brassicaceae. The record is from the annotation of a GenBank genome assembly.